Molecule: messenger RNA, 1871 nt
Organism: Onthophagus taurus
Lineage: Eukaryota; Metazoa; Arthropoda; Insecta; Coleoptera; Scarabaeidae
Gene: aop
Product: ETS variant transcription factor anterior open
Biological process (GO): cell differentiation; regulation of transcription by RNA polymerase II
Cellular component (GO): nucleus
Molecular function (GO): sequence-specific DNA binding; DNA-binding transcription factor activity, RNA polymerase II-specific
Source: RefSeq, a predicted model, not a curated record
AAAACAGAUCCCAAACAGUACGUUCCAGUGGUAAGGUGGCCGUCUAUCAGACAAGUCACAGUUACUACUACGACAGCUGCCGAAAAAUUCGAUAGAGAGAGAAAAAGACGCGAGUUAAGUCGCUGGUGGUUGUAAUAAAGUGCCAAUUUAUUUUAUUAAGUGACGAUUAUUUCCAAAAAAGGAAAUUUUUAAAAAUAACAUAAACUGUUCAAGUGUUUAAAGUUUCAUUUUUUGCUCCAAAAUUUUGAGUGUUCACAAAAACUUUUUGGACUUGGAUUUAAAAAUCCUAAGUGUGAAGAACAUAUUCGCUACCAGAGGACAUUAACGGCAUCCAAAAUUCAAAGAUCCGGGGCAAGGAAUCGAAAGAUGAAAUUGGUUCCAGGACCGCUACCUCCAAUACCAACAGGAGCCAACGCCAUGGAUCGACUUCCGCUUCCUAUUCCGUUUAACACGGAUCUUUUCUGGCGGUACCCUUUUCCUUCUUUACCACAAUCCCAACCACCUUCUUCGCCACUCUUAGAUUAUAAGAGUCAAUUGCCAAAUUCUUUACCUUCCGAUCCGAGAAUUUGGUCCAGAGAAGAUGUAACGAGUUUCCUUAGAUGGGCUGAAAGGGAAUAUGAUCUUCAACCGAUCGAUAUGGAUCGUUUUCAAAUGAACGGAAAAGCGAUGUGUUUGCUCACGCGCACAGAUUUAGCAGAUAGAGCUCCCGGAUCUGGAGACGUACUCCACAACGUCCUCCAAUUAUUAAUGCGAGAAGUAAACAUCUUACAACGCUGCCUCCCAUCGAGUCCUAUCACACCAACAUCGCGACAUCCGUAUCCACUUUCGCCCCAUUCCCAACCACCCACACCAAAUUGGGCUUUUAUUACUUCACAAAAUAAUUCAGAAAAUUUUCACCCACACCAUAUAGCAGCACAUUUAAUGGUACAAAAUAACUCGGUUACAUUAAGCCCUGCUCCUUCCGUUGAUAGCCAAUCAGGUUCACCACAACACGUCGAAAGUGCAAUCAACAAUUUUAGCCAUUCGAUUUUUGGAAGCAGCGGUAGUAACGGAAGCGGAAGCAACCAAUCAGAUUCUGACGAAGACAGUUACAACGAUGCAAAAACAAGCCCACCAAACACACCAAGUGCUUAUUCCUUACCACCUCCUUUACCAGCCAUUGCACCAAGAAGUCCUAAAGAAGCAGUCUCCAGCCCAGUUUUUAAAGGAAUGGGAAGAGAAUUUUUCCCAUCUAACGAAUCGCACGAACCAAACACAAAUGGACGGUUACUUUGGGAUUUCCUCCAACAACUUUUGAAUGAUCCCGCUCAACGGUACACAAAUUACAUUGCUUGGAAAAAUAGAGAAACAGGAAUUUUCAAAAUCGUUGAUCCCGCUGGAUUAGCAAAAUUAUGGGGAAUCCAAAAGAAUCAUCUUAGCAUGAACUAUGACAAAAUGUCUCGAGCUUUAAGAUAUUAUUAUAGAGUAAAUAUUCUGAAGAAAGUACAAGGAGAAAGACAUUGCUACCAAUUCUUAAGAAAUCCAACCGAAUUGAAAAAUAUAAAAAACAUAUCAUUACUUCGUCAACAAAUGUCACCAACAAGAACAACAGCACCACAACAUUUAGUGGCUCAACAUACAAUUAAAACAGAACCUGUAGAAAUAGAACAUGAAACGCGUAGGCCACAAGAAUAUGAAGAAAAACCUACGGAUCUUAGUAUGGAUAUGCCAACGGAUUUAAGUAGUAACAGUAGCAGACAUGUAAAUAUAGUUUGUUCACCAGAUACACCAACAAUGCGGGAUGCGGGAUAUUUUAAAGAAGAAGAUACAAAAGUUAUUUAAUUUAUAAAAACUCGAUGAUAGUGAGUUUUUAAGUAAGGUGCCAAUUGAAA